CCUCCCCCACCCACUUUAUUAACGUGUAAUAGAUAAAGACGCUCCCUAGCCUUGGCCUGACGCUCCCGCUAUCAUCUCUCUUCUGUAUUCUUCUCCUUCUCCUUCGCCAUCAUCUUCUUCUUCUGCAGAGCUUCUUUCUCAUCUAAGCACUCACAGGCAUGGCAUCCUCUGACAAGCCGGAGAUUGUCGAUCGGGACGUGAAGGACAAGGACAAAGAUGGGGAGAAAGAGGAAGGGCAGGGUGGGUUCAUCGACAAGGUGAAGGACUUCAUCCACGACAUUGGCGAGAAGAUCGAGGAGGCUAUCGGGUUUGGGAAGCCCACUGCAGAUGUCACCGGGAUCCACCUUCCCUGCAUCAAUCUCGACAAGGCCGAUAUAGUCAUUGAUGUACUCAUCAAGAACCCCAACCCUGUCCCCAUCCCCCUGAUUGAUAUCAACUACUUGAUCGAGAGUGACGGGAGAAAGUUAGUUUCGGGACUGAUUCCCGAUGCUGGGACGAUUCACGCGCGCGGAGAGGAGACGGUGAAAAUACCGAUGACCCUGAUUUAUGAUGAUAUCAAGAACACUUAUGAUGAUAUCAAGCCUGGGAGUAUCGUUCCUUACAGGAUCAAGGUCGAUCUAAUCGUGGAUGUUCCCGUGUUUGGGAGGCUAACUUUGCCGCUUGAGAAGACUGGAGAGAUCCCGAUCCCUUACAAGCCUGAUAUUGAUCUUGAGAGGAUCCGUUUCCAGAGGUUCUCGUUUGAGGAGACUGUUGCUAUCCUUCACCUGAAGCUGGAGAACAAGAACGACUUCGACUUGGGCCUGAACACACUGGACUAUGAGAUCUGGUUGGCUGAUGUCAGCAUUGGCGGGGCAGAGCUCCAGAAAUCUGAGAAAAUUGAGAAGAACGGAAUUGAUUACAUAGAUAUCCCAAUCACUUUCCGGCCCAAGGAUUUUGGGUCUGCUCUUUGGGAUAUGAUUCGAGGGAAGGGGACGGGUUACACAAUGAAGGGAAAUAUUAAUGUGGACACGCCCUUUGGAGCGAUGAAGUUGCCGAUUAGCAAAGAGGGAGGAACUACUCGCCUAAAGAAGGAGGAUGAUGAUGACGACGACGACGACGAGGAGUAAUCAGUGAGCAUCGGCCGGAGUUGCUUCAAGACAUUCAGUUCCAUUUAUCUAUUUGUAGUCUUUAAUGAAUAAGAACAUACUGGGCGGUUUUUGAUCUCUGGCAUGUGAACUUUGGAGAAUUUGGUGUGUGUGCCAAUUAUAUCUGUGUGAUGAUCUCCCCUUGUCAUAGCGAGCUCGGGUAUUCUGGCCAUCAAGAGUUGGAAUCGCGUAUAUUUGUCCUAGAACUCUGAUGAUCCAGCACCGCCGUUGUAGACAUCUUCUCCAUCAUUGGUUUGUUCAAUAUGUCUAUGAUAUAUUUAUAAGGGACUCUUUGAUAGGCAGAUACAUAUUUAUUAUC
Punica granatum (pomegranate) is the source of this 1443-nucleotide messenger RNA. The record is from RefSeq and is a predicted model, not a curated record. Lineage: Eukaryota; Viridiplantae; Streptophyta; Magnoliopsida; Myrtales; Lythraceae.